Messenger RNA from Tricharina praecox, 735 nucleotides. RefSeq lists its product as uncharacterized. Gene Ontology annotation, biological process: endoplasmic reticulum to Golgi vesicle-mediated transport; retrograde transport, endosome to Golgi. The coding region runs from base 160 to 564 and encodes 134 amino acids. The record is from RefSeq and is a predicted model, not a curated record. The transcript has 3 exons. NCBI's taxonomy places the organism in Eukaryota, Fungi, Ascomycota, Pezizomycetes, Pezizales, Pyronemataceae. Gene Ontology annotation, cellular component: Golgi cis cisterna; COPII-coated ER to Golgi transport vesicle; Golgi membrane.
CGCUCCCUGUGGCCCGUAUCAACUGCUCCCUUUUCCUUCCUACCGUACAUACCGUACUUAUCGCUGCUCACGACACUCACGAUUCUACACAAUUGAACCCCUUUCCCGACCCUCCCCCGACGCAGCGACAGCGACAGCACUCACACUCCCACUCCCACGAUGUGGCUCUCAGACACGCAAAAAUUCGGCGCAGCCUUCCUCGGCGCGUCCCUGCUCUUCUUCAUUCUGGGACUGACACUAUUCUUCGACCGGGCGUGCCUGUCUAUGGCGAACCUGCUACUUUUGUGCGGAAUAACGCUGUUGAUGACGCCGCGGCGCACGCUGUCCUUCUUCGUGCGGAAGGAGAAGUACCAGGGCAGCGCGUUCUUCUUCCUUGGCAUCGCCGCGAUCUUGAUGCGUUGGACUAUCACCGGCUUCGUGCUCGAGCUCUACGGUAUCUUUAAACUGUUUGCGGACUUCUUUGGCGUCAUUGUGGGCUUUGUCGCUGCCGUCCCCGUUGUCGGGCCGUAUCUCGAGGGCCCGUUGAGGAGGGUUACAGGCGCGGCGCAGCAGUUGCCCGUGUAAACUGUGCGGGUGUAGGGGUGUAUCAUAGAUUUCUUUCGGAUCUGGAUGGUGAGGAAUGGGGGAUAUGGACGCGGCGGGAUAGUGUACGGAUACAUACCAACGGCGUACGCUGGGACGGGAUAUACGACGAUAAUGUUUAAUAAACGCAAUAGAAUACAAACUUACUUGAGC